GGAGGGUGAUGGGGGAGAUAGAGAUGAGAGGAGAAAGCAAUGGGUAUGCGAGGGUGGGUUUGCUCGGAAACCCAAGCGAUGUGUAUUACGGCAAAACGAUAUCGUUUAGCGUCGCCAACUUCUGCUCCACCGUCACGCUUGGUCCCUCCGACGAGCCCCUCCACGAUCCUCGCGACCACAAUUUCACUCCCUCCUACGCCAUCAAUAUUCCUCGCCAGGUUAAUGUUUGGAGGUGAUGCCCUCGGGGAUUUGAACCUAAAAAUGGUAGAGGUUGCUAGAAAGGUUGGAGCUGCAUCAAAAUUUACUCAAAAAGAAGGAUUUGUGAUACUACCUAUUGAACCUUUUCCUUCUCGUCUAAAUGAAAUUGACUUGAAAACCUUGCAAAUAAAGUAAUCUAUUUGAGGGUUUGAAAAAUAGUUCUCAACAAAAUAAAAUUUUCAUUCACUUAAGACGAGUUAUAGAUUAUUCAAUCUGCCCACCAUUUUCAUAUGGUGAGCUAGCACACGGGUUUAAAGCUGGUGGGAGUUGGCAUACUCAAAGCGCAAUGACAGUUUUGUUUUGGUUAGACAGAAUAAACAGCCAAGAUUUUAAUUAUAGAAGGAAUUUAGUUUUUUAAUGUAAGUUUGUUCCUUUUUGUUGAGAGGGGAUCGAACUUUGAAGUUGCUUUUGUUGGCUUUUGAUGAGGGUGGAUCUGAGAGUUUGGUUUGUGGUAUAUUUUGGUUUCGUAUGUUUAUGGUUGGGAUUUGGAUCAUAUGGGCGGUGUUAUAUAGUUUAUAUCUAAGCUUUGGGGGUGCUUUUAGCAGCGUAUAUGAGACGUACAGGAUACCUUUGUAAUUUGCAUCGCUUGUCUGGCCAAUUUCAUACAUCUUGUGCGUAAGUUGGUUAGGUUUAAUAAGAGAAAAACUCAAAAUCUGCCAUUUGUUUUUUUGCAAAAAAAGAAAAUUAUGGAUUGACUUUGUUAAAUAAGAGCUGCACUUUUUUUUAAA
Molecule: messenger RNA, 986 nt
Organism: Glycine soja
Lineage: Eukaryota; Viridiplantae; Streptophyta; Magnoliopsida; Fabales; Fabaceae
Product: probable glucuronokinase 2
Exons: 2
Coding region: 9-236 (75 amino acids)
Source: RefSeq, a predicted model, not a curated record